UCUCUCUCUCCCUCCCUCCCUCCCUCCCCUCUCUUGGAACGGAACAGUCUGAAAUUACCAAAAUGCACAUUAUAAUAAUACAUAGAAACAUACAAACAAGGUAAAAGCAUAGGCAAGGGAGGAUUUCCGUUGCGUGUAACGCUUGAACACAGCACCACAGCCAAAAAUCAAGAAUCCCAAUUCACCUCUGCCCUGUCUUCCUCUUCCUUCCUUACCUCGAUCUCUGUUCCUCCGUCUGCUCCCCAACCCCCCCGCCCCUACUGUUCAUUCCUUGUCAGUACACAGUACCCAUCACGUUCCCUUCCCCCUUCACCUCUCUCAGACUUCCUUGCCUUCUCUCUUCCAUUUCAGCUCCGAGGAACCUGCAUCGCUUGCUUGAUCGUUUUGCUGGGCUCUCUCUUUCAGAUCUCCUCAUCCGAAGUUAUCUUCCUAAACUAGAGAAAGCCCUCCAAUUGGAUGAAAGAUCUCGUAUUAUGUCUGGACUGAUUGAAGGCCUUCCCGAUGCUGUUGCACUGAGGUGCCUUGCGCGGGUCCCAUUUUAUCUCCAUCCAAAACUUGAGCUUGUGUCCCCAUCCUGGAGAGCUGCCAUCCGUAGCCAGGAGCUAUUCAGAGCUCGGCAAGAGGUGGGAUCCUCCGAGGACUUACUUUGUGUCUGCGCUUUCGAUCCCGAGAACCUGUGGCAACUUUAUGAUCCUCUCAGAGACCUUUGGAUUACUCUCCCCGUCCUACCCUCAAAGAUAAAGAACCUGGCCCAUUUUGGCGUGGUCUCAGCCGGCGGAAAGUUGUUUGUUCUUGGUGGCGGAAGUGAUGCUGUGGACCCCUUAACUGGGGACCAGGAUGGGAGCUUCGCGACCAACGAGGUUUGGUCAUACGACCCGGUGGCUCAGCAGUGGUCCCCAAGGGCCUCGAUGCUCGUGCCACGGGCGAUGUUUGCCUGCUGCACCGUGGAUGGGAAGAUAGUGGUUGCAGGUGGCUUCACGAGUUGCCGAAAAUCAAUCUCCCAGGCAGAGAUGUAUGACCCUGAUAAGGAUGUCUGGGUCCCCAUCCCCGAUCUCCAUCGGACCCACAACUCUGCCUGUACUGGGGUCGUGAUUGAGGGGAAGCUCCACGUGCUCCACAAGGGACUGUCAACAGUACAAGUCCUGGACCAUGCGGGCCUUGGGUGGACUGUGAGGGACUACGGUUGGCUGCAGGGCCCUAUGGCGGUCGUCCAAGGGGCGCUCUAUGUGAUGUGCCAUGGUGUUAUUAUCAGGCAGGAUGGAGACACGAGGAAGCCGAUAGUCUCGGCCUCGGAGUUUCGGAGGAGGAUUGGAUGUGCCAUAUGUGGGAUUGGGGACGAAAUCUACGUGAUCGGUGGGGUGAUUGGGCCUGACCGGUGGAAUUGGGAUAUUAAGCCGCUCUCCGAUGUGGACGUCCUUAGUGUCAGCAGUGACAGGCCCACAUGGCGCCAGGUAUCGCCCAUGACACGAUGCCGUGGUACGAUCCUCGGGUGCACAAAGCUGAGUAUAUAGCAUGACAAUCACCUGUUUGCACUUAGCAGUUUUUUUGAGUCAAUUGUGCUUUGGCUUAAAGAGGGAACUCUCAAAUCCCUCUGUCGGCUGGAGAUGUUUUUUGGUGUCUCUUACCUCAGUUUGUAAUCACUGACUCUGGCUUCCAGUUCGUGUAUGUUGUCUGUCCUGAUACGAGUUUUAUGAUGCUAGUGAGACAGGCACAAUCUCGGGUGUAUGAAUUUUAGAGACCCUUGUUUCAUGGAGGAUAUGUGUCUACUCUCUUUUUUGUAUCUUUCUUAAGGGGAAUCGUUUUUCAGUUGUUGGGGGGGUAGUUAGUUUUGUGGCUGUUCAUUGAGAGAACAAAUUACCUCUUUCUCAUAACAAAGUAAAUUUCUAUUUGAUUCUUUUUA
Punica granatum (pomegranate) is the source of this 1900-nucleotide messenger RNA. The record is from RefSeq and is a predicted model, not a curated record. Lineage: Eukaryota; Viridiplantae; Streptophyta; Magnoliopsida; Myrtales; Lythraceae.